CAAAGUGGCUUAUACUGCAAUACAGCGUCGGUAUAUGAGAUUUGUCACAAUUUGGAAGCAGUCUAUUCCAUCAUCUAGCCAAAAACGCAAACACCCUGAGAAGUCAGAGAACAAUUUCCUUGAGGGAUUUCCUUCAAGAUACUGGCUCCCAGCUUUCUUCUUUCCACAAGCCUUUCUUGCUGCUGUGCUUCAAGACUAUGGGAGGUCCCGAGGAAUCUCUGUGGAUACCCUCACCUUCACCCACCAUGUGAUUUCCGACACCACUGACAAGGAUGAGAAGUUCUCCGUAUUUAUGCCAAAGAAACUCAAUAUAGUCAGGAGAGCAUUUAAGGGCUUGGAUUCCUCUCACACUGGAGUUUACAUUUUUGGUUUAUUCAUCGAGGGGGCAAGAUGGAAUCGCGAACAAAAGAUACUGGAAGACUCGCUGCCUCUGGAGAUGUGCUGUGAUUUUCCCGACAUACACUUUUUGCCAACAAAGAUUUCUACCGAAACACCAAAUGCUUCCAACCAGACAGAUUCAGAAUGCUAUACUUUUGAAUGCCCAGUUUACCAGACACCUGAGAGGUCAAGAAUUUUAGCAACUACUGGUUUACCAAUAAACUUUUUAACAUCAGUGUAUUUAUCAACGAAGAAACCUCCUAGUCACUGGAUCACAAUGCGGGUUGCAUUGCUUUGUGAGAAGAAUGAAAAAUAAAUGUCCAUACCAAACCAUUUUAA
Messenger RNA from Mandrillus leucophaeus (drill), 717 nucleotides. Its product is annotated as dynein heavy chain 14, axonemal-like. The coding region runs from base 35 to 694 and encodes 219 amino acids. The transcript is spliced from 5 exons. Gene Ontology annotation, molecular function: dynein intermediate chain binding; dynein light intermediate chain binding; minus-end-directed microtubule motor activity. Gene Ontology annotation, cellular component: dynein complex. Gene Ontology annotation, biological process: microtubule-based movement. Lineage: Eukaryota; Metazoa; Chordata; Mammalia; Primates; Cercopithecidae. The record is from RefSeq and is a predicted model, not a curated record.